This is a messenger RNA of Spirometra erinaceieuropaei, 5302 nucleotides long. The record is from the annotation of a GenBank genome assembly. Lineage: Eukaryota; Metazoa; Platyhelminthes; Cestoda; Diphyllobothriidea; Diphyllobothriidae.
AUGGUUGACAGUCUUUACUCCAGCAAUCAUACUGUAUGCCUUUUCUAUUGUUGUCAAUCUUUGUAGGACGGGACAAACAAGCUUGUGUGUUAUUGUGUUCGGAAGCCGGACAAAUUGGAUAACAUUGCCAAAUAUUUGCACAAAAGACUUUCUUGCGAUUUAAAUCAUCUGAAUUAUGAGUAAUGUUUUUUGUGAUCCUCACGCAAUCCUUGAAGAAACGUCAACAUAACAGUUGAAGCCAUGAGCGCCCUAGUCAACGCUUGUUACGCUGUAAAGCUGAAUUUGUUUGACUCAAGCUUCCUUAAAAUGGUACAACUCCUACUUGAGUCUAAACUACCCGAACUGCAGCUACUGGGAACAAAAUCAGUAUUUGAAUUGUCAGUAGUUUACCGUUUUAGUUCCUUGCGUUUUCUCAAAUUGAAGAAGAUGCCCCAAAUUACCACAGGGAGUAUGACGAACUGAUUGACCAGUUUUGUCGCAUGUCGUAUUCUAAUCUACCUGACAUCGAACAGAGGAAAAAGUACUCCUUUUGAUUCUAACUCGCCCUUCAGGGUUCGCGUUGCAGGAAUACAAGGUUUACAGGGCGUCGUUAGGAAAACUGCUCGCGACCAAUUGAGGAUGAAUGUGUUACAGAGCGCUAGCAUGGAUCAAAUCAUCCCUGCGCUUCUUUUUAAUAUUCGGGAAGGGUAAUAUGAAGGACUAACUUAUACUCGUUUUCAUGGGAUUUGUUUUCGCCUCUCCUUAAUCCCUUUCUAUCAAUUUGUGUUCGGAGGCAAACCCUAGGUUGGAUCAACUCUUUUUAUACUAUCCAUCAUGGUCAGCGACAUACGGCACAGCUAAACUAACCAAAACCUGGUCGACUGUUGUUUUGCAGUAAAGAGCUGUUCAAAACUUGUCCCUGUUUUGAGUCCACACUACUGUUCUCAUCACUGAGCAAAUGUGUCAUUCGACGGCAGAGACUGUAGUUUUAAGUCGUAAUUCUGUUUUCUCAUCUCAUGAUUUUUGCACGGCCUUCAGAUAGCAUUCAGUAGCCUGAGUAGACAGCGAAUGUUCUGCAAGUGAGUGGCCUCGCCAAAGUAGCUAGUCAACGGUUGUGCACAGGUCCCCGCUUUCCCAAUAGAAUUUAAGUCGACUAGUGCGAGUAUCCGCCUGCUGGAAACUAUUCCAAACGCCACUACUCCCCUGGAGCUUUCGUUUAACCCUGGACCCCCUCCAGCUCUUCCGAGUCCUUGCUAAUUCCUCUCGGAAUUUGGAAACUCUUUGCCACUGAAGAUAAAGCAGUUAAUUCUAUCCACUCUCACUUCCACUCCUCAUCUCUAUGCUCACUACUCAAUCAGCAUAACACCGCAGGGAAGCCGCUCCUGCCUCUUCCGCUAGGUAUCUGCAUUUGUGUGUUCUCCCAAAACUCACUCGGGGUGUCUUCCUAAAUCAAAUCUGGACUUCAUAUGCGAAGUCAUAACAUAGCUUAGUCUCUUCGUGUUGGGCGACAUUCCCCGUCCCGUUGAAAACGUAUUUUUAUGGAUUUCUAAACUUCGUUAACUCUUUAUCUUCGUCGGUUGCGAAAUUUUCUUUCAGCCUUCAACUUGUUCGGGCUUUUAUGACGUCAGUUUCUGUAUUUUCAGGUCUCCUACGGGUCAGGAGCCAGACGAGUCGGAACUUGAGCCUAGCAGGCAGGCGGUGUUUGUUUUCAAAGAUGUUGUUUGCCGAUCAUCCUACACAAACAUUGUACCUGUAGUCAAGGCCAUACUUUCGUAAGUAUUCAUAAUAUACUGCUUAUUCGGAGGGUGUGUAUCUUGGACUAUAUACUAUAUUUUAAAGCUGCCGCCGUAAACUUCAAUUUUUCUCUAAAGACGUAGGUUUCUUCACCUGCGACGUUCGCACUUUCAUGUAUUUACGCAUGCUUUUCACAGGCACUUUAAGACCUUCAGUUCUGAAGAAGUCAAGAAUUAAGCCAAAAUGUCAGUUGAUCCGAAUCACAUGGAGACUCAUGCUUCUCAAAUGACGAUAGUUAUUAUGGUGGUGGUACUGUUGCCAAUGAUGAUCGUAAUGUUGAGGCAUAAUGCUAAUUCAGAUGUCCAUAUUUCUCAUCCAGGUUUCUUAGCUGUACUUUUUGUUCUUGGUAGAAAACCAGUUAUCCCACACUAAGCACAUAGUGUGUGGGGACACAACUAGUAUGGAGUUUUCGUCCUGUUCAUUCACUUCGACCGUCGUGAACGACAGUGUCCACCGCACGCCUCAGAGCGUGGUAGUGGGGUUUUUCUAACAAUGUUCCGGGACUUUUGGCGACUUCUUGUUUUUAAGCUCUACCAUUUUUAUUUUCUUUAGAAACUAGUCGACUGAAAAGUACAUACGAUUUAUGGACUAUAAUUACUCAACAAAUUUAAAGACCUAGGAGCCUCCAUUAAUGAUAGUGAGCUGUGUAAAUGGCUUGCUUUACUUAUUUUGCAGCAAAUGUUAUCGCGAUUUAUUAAGUCUGUACUAUGUUAAAGCCGGAGUACCUCUUAUAUGAUAAACUUCCGGUACGUAAAGUUCGGAACACUCACUUGUGAAGUUUAAGCAGUUUGUUUGCUAGCUACAUAAUCUGUGAACCACGGGGUCAGCACAUAAACAAGCCCACUGAUUUUGCAAGUAGGGCGGGGUCGCAUUUGAGACCAGAUGACUAUGCAGUAGUUCAUUUGAUGUCCGCCCGUGAGUUCGAAGCCACUCGCAGGUAAUAGAAGCUGUUAGUUGGGCAGAGCGCACCCUGCAUAGCCUAACCCAACGAAGAUCUCGAACCCAAGAUCCUGAGAUAGUUGAAUUAUUCUGUCAUGAAAGCCCCACCUUUCUCAGAAAUUGACGGUUCAGUUAGCAUGGUCGUAGAUAUCCCAACACGUAUCGCAAGCUGGGUUCUCAAGUUCCUGGAUGACAGCGGUGGCAAGAAAAAUCUGUGUAAUAAUGGUUCGUAAAUACUACUACUACUACUACUACUACUACUACUACUACUACUACUACUACUACUACUACUACUACUACUACUACUACUACUACUACUACUACUACUACUACUACUACUACUACUACUACUACUACUACUACUACUACUACUACUACUACUACUACUACUAACUACUACUAACUACUAACUUCUAACUACUAACUAACUACUAACUACUACUACCACUACUACUACUACUACUACUACUACUACUACUACACCAUCACUGUUACUGAGGCCAUCGCCGUCAUCCAGAGUAGCCGAUUUGUUGGAAUUAGGCAGCUCGCUUCAUUUUAACACUAUUUGUUUGCCGAUUGCCUUUUUAUCAGACACAGAUGCAUGUUUAUUUUACAACUGAUUUAUCCGAAUGGCACGUAGUGGAACAGGCAGCAACGCUAAGAGGCAAGCUCCACCACAAUCCAUUCCUCCUCAUAAACAAUGCCUCACGGGACCACCCUUUCGUACAUCGUUGGGUGUUUUAUUAUUUUCUUUGAGAAGCCAUUCGUUUUGUGCGAGUCGAGGGCUUUUGGAAUCAUAUUUCCCCUCCUAUGGCCGCAAAAAUCUGUCAGCACAGUUGGUCCUGUUGCAUAAUUCAAGGAAGGGCGAGAAGACCACUCUGCAAGGCAUCCGUUUUUACAGCCAAGUACUCCUUCACCUUAGACGCACCGAGUAUACCAACUCGGCUAGAGUCCCGAACUCCUAAUAGAGGAAAUAAUGGUGUCCGUCUGUCAUCACCAUAAGGCUUUCUUCAUCGAAUUUUUACAAGCAAUUCAAAAACAGACGGUAACACCCAGUCACAGUCAUAGGAACCCAUAUUGUGCUAGUUACACUGGAGGCAUCCAUCUAAGCAAAAUACUGUUGUCUCAGGGGAUGGGCGAACUCCCUGAAGCUAUCACGAAGCGUAUUUUUGGUAUUAUUCAGGCCGAUCGUCAGACUGUGGGGUAAAGCCGAAGAGCGAGGUAGAGCUCUCUUGUGUUGCUGAUUACAAAAGAGCAUCUUAAUCCACCCUCGCUAAUGUUUUUUCCAUUAGUUUUUAUUCAGUGCUUAUGGAGUUGUCUCAACUUACGCCUGCUGCGAUUAAGAUGACUAACCGAAGCCCCAACUGACGGCAUUCUAUGACUCAUGUCUUACCAGUGUCGAGCGCCUCAGCAACCAUGCUUGUCAACCGUUGACAGAGACUAUUAAACACCUUGCUAUAUUGUCUGGUUCAGCUUGUCGGCUUGAUCGACAUUCGAGAAGUGGAACUCUACAGCAUUUAGGGAGAAAGACGUGGUCAGUCUCUCUGGCUGUCUAGAAGUCCUAUGAGCGGGCCUUCACGUUUUAACCCCUGUUGUUAAUCACAGCCCCUGGGUCUUCACGAAACCGAAAAGUUGGUCACCGUCGGCAUCUUAAUAUUUGAUGACCAAAUUAUCAUGGGCACGAGGGAUCCUUGGACCGCCCCAACUUAUGUGCACGUUCAACUAGUAUCAUAAGUUCUCUGAGACGGAUGUUGAACAUUGGUUUAUAGAUACGCGUGCAGAACGCCUUCUUUUGAAGAAAGCCCUUCUCAAACCUUGGUCGUAGCCAGUAAUCCCAAGUCCGAACGGCUAUCCACCUGCCGGCCGUAUGGAGCUAUAUGGAGAGAUUGUAAGCUUUGACGGCAAUGUCCUGUCUGAUUUCGGGUCUGCUACAUAGGCAAAACAUUCUCCAAUGUAGUUACCAUAUAGUAUUUUUCCGUCAGAUACGAAAGCCGUCAUGCCUACAGUGAGGAAACAAUACCAGUUAGGACAUCAGAUGGGAUAAUUUUACAACUGCAAUAAAAGGUCGUAUUUACAGCCCCACCACAGACAUCCCACGUAGCCUUGUCGCAUGCGUCGCCACAGCAAAAGUGGUUAGCACUGUCAGAUCCGGGCGCUUUAGAGUCAUCAGAAAUUUCCAUCCUCUUCUUCCAACCACUUGCAUUUUUCUACUUUAACGGAGAAAACUGAAUGCCCCUUGUUUCUUCUCGGUUAUCGAUGCUAUCGUCUACGUCCUAACCCUGACACUAACAGUAACCAUAGCUUCAACCCCGAUCUGCCUGGAAUUUAGGGCAAUACAGCCUCUAUUAUGGGGGAGAGUUCCUGUACCCGUGUCCUACCAUUCUUUCUACUGCCAAAUAAAAGCAUUAUUUUCCUCCUGUCCCCUUCCUCGCCCACUCUCCCUUGCCUCCCUGUUCAAACCUCUGUUUGUUCUUCUUCAAUCAGGUAUCUGGAUGGACAACGCAUCUGGGUACCUAGCGACUUUGCACUCCUCAUCUUCGGAUAUCUCCUGGACUCCAUCAAAGUCAGUUAUUCUUAUGUGUCAGUCUAA